GCCAAAUAAAGCACUUCUAUCUCCGCCAUAUUGGAAAAGGUUGAAUGGCUUUAAGUGGAGGGGGUGGUGUUGGAGGACUGAUGACAGAUUGUGGUUAUGUUUGUUUGUUUGUUUAUAUCUGUGUUUGUAUCUUUCUUUAUUUAUUAUUUACCUCACGGUUUACCGGGUUUACCUUGUAAGAAUUUAGCCGUUCUUGAUCAUAUUACAUUGUCGUAUUAAAUCACGUCAUUUGAAUGAUGAAUUUCGAUCAUCAAAAACAUUUCAAAAAUAAUCGUUCCAGGUCGGGAAGUUAUCAGCAAAAACUCGUCGUUUUGAAGCGAAUGAUUGUAGAAUAUGUUCACGAAAAUGCGGCUUUAGUUGAUGAGUUGGAAGAAGUUCAAGCAAAAAUAAUAAUGCGCAAAGAAGAAAGAAAAUUUUUGCUUCGAAAGCUCUGUGAAUAUGAGCCACAAGUUGCUGUGCAAGUACAGAACGCAGCUAGAGGGGGUGUACCACUGUCAACUAUUGUAAGUGAUACAAAGAAAGCUAAGAAAAAAUCGGAAUCUUCAACUUUAGAAAGACGACCAUCCACGUUGAAACCAAGACGGCCCAGUAUUAAAAGUAAUAAGAAGAAAUUUGUUCAGCCUAUUCCUUUGGAUAAUAAUGGGAGACCUAUAUUUCCAAUUGAAUUAGGAAGACUUACAAUUCACUCUCUUGGAGAAGUAGUUUUUGAUCGGCAAGAAUUUCACUCGGAAGAUGCUAUUUAUCCAGUUGGAUAUGUGUCCACAAGAAUUUAUGGCAGCUUAAAAAAUCCUACUGUGAAAUGUGUAUACACUUGCAAAAUUUCAGAUGAUGGUGAGACACCAAUAUUUGAAAUAGCAUGCGAUGAUGAAAGUCCAUCUAUUGUCGGUGACACACCUGAUAUUUGUCAUACACUGCUUUUACAAAAAAUCAACGAUUCUUUGUCUCUCAAUGUUGUAAGCACCAGACCAAGAGGAAAUGAAUUCUUUGGUUUAACACAUCCCACAGUUUUGCAUUUACUACAAAGUUCUCCAGGUACAAGAAAAUGUAUUAAUUAUAAAUGGACCAGAUUUGAAAUUUCCAAGAGUGCAGAAUCUAGUCAGGACUAUAACGAUGCUGGUCUUAGUUAUGAUUAUUUGCAAAGAAGUAUAAAUUUAUGCAAAUAUAAAAUGGCUCCAGAUAUUUUACAAAAACCCAGUGAUUUUAUGGAUUAAAUGUUUUAAAUUAUGAUAAUAAAGUUAACUUUAAGUUAUGAUGUA
Molecule: messenger RNA, 1256 nt
Organism: Sitophilus oryzae (rice weevil)
Lineage: Eukaryota; Metazoa; Arthropoda; Insecta; Coleoptera; Curculionidae
Product: transforming growth factor beta regulator 1
Exons: 5
Coding region: 234-1211 (325 amino acids)
Biological process (GO): regulation of cell cycle
Cellular component (GO): nucleus
Source: RefSeq, a predicted model, not a curated record